This is a messenger RNA of Lizanozyma spartinae, 1662 nucleotides long. RefSeq lists its product as uncharacterized. The transcript is spliced from 2 exons. The record is from RefSeq and is a predicted model, not a curated record. The coding region runs from base 1 to 1662 and encodes 553 amino acids. NCBI's taxonomy places the organism in Eukaryota, Fungi, Ascomycota, Pichiomycetes, Serinales, Debaryomycetaceae.
AUGGGCCCUGAAUCCCAUGAUGGAGCUUCAAAUCUACCCCAGGCUCAUCCGGAACAUUCUCUGGAAGAUUCAUCUGUUCUCCAAGGGAUUCAUGUUAACCCGGAUACUAAGAAAUUGGUGCUUCCUCCGUUAACUGGUUUAACGAAAUCAAUAAGCUCUUUGGGUUCUUGUUCCAUAGAUUCUAGAAGUGGUUCAACUUCUCGAGGUGCAACAAUAGCUGUACCUGAUGAUGUUGUUAAUGUCGACAAAUCUCUAGCUGAAUCUCCAAAUACAACUUCAACUCUUGCAUCGUUACCUAGUGUCACCAAUACAAGUGAAACUGUCACUUCAAGUGCAAGUCCUAGAGCCAUUACAUGUGAUACCAAGCAGUUUCCAGAUGUUGCGCAGAAACUGACGACGUCUGGGCCUACUCCUCCUGAAAGUUCAUCUCCUCGUGAUAAUAAUACAACUCCCCAAACAACAAUUGCAAGUACAUCUACAACAGCUACCAGUGAACAUAAUACUGAAGUAAAAAAAUGUAGCUUUAAUAGCAUGGUUUCAAAGGUUUUGGGUAUGGAAGCUAAUGAACUGCUUCAUUGGCCAUGUACUUCAGAAACUUUAAAUGAACUUCUUCGAUUGAAAAUAGAACAGGAAAGAACAAAACAAGAACAAUUGAGAGGUGAACACAGUAAAGUAACAGUUGACUUUUUAAAGCUUGCACAAUCAUUAAACUUACCAAUGGAAUUGAUUUCCUAUAUGAUAUCUCCUGCCAAUGGAGUUGAAGAAAAUCGAUAUCAAGCUACUCAUAGUGAACCUCAAGAUGUGUUUUCUAAAUUGAGAUCACGUUUGACUGAGUUGGAAACCUAUUAUUCGGCUAAUGGGAAUCGUCUCAAGAGGAAACACGGUGAUGGUCAUGGUUACCUACAUCAUGAUACCGCUGACACUUUACGAAGUCAUUUCAUCUCGCCUUUAAGGUCUCCAGAUUCUCUGCCCCAUACCAUGCAUCGACGGAUAUUGUCAGAAAGCAGUGAAAACUCUGCUACCCAUGCCUCAGGAAGCAAUGAUGAUAGAGGGUCUCCACAACAGCAAGUCACUAAAGCAAUUCCUAGCUCUGGUCUGCCAUCUACCCAACCUCCUCAAACAGAGGGGGAUUUACAACAGCAUCAUCAUGCUAAAGGUGUGAUAAUUCUGCAUCCUUCGCAACUGCAACAACAGCAUGUUCCAGGUUAUCCCUAUCCGCCAUACCCCAUGUAUUACCAAGGACCUCCACCUCCUCCCAUUCAUGUUCCACCAGGAACUUCUAAUGAAACCAUGGGAAGUUCUUCCAAAGAUAAUUCGUCUAAUUAUGGACAUAAUUAUCCUGGAGCAGCUCUAUACCCUGGAGGUCCCUACGGAAUACCCUCAGCUUCCAACCCCAAUCCUCAUCAGUCACAAUAUUAUCCCCAACAACAACAACAACAACAACAACAACAGCCGUUAUCUUACUUUGUUCAAGGGAACCAAGUGGUUUGUGUACCAGAUCAACAGGAACCACACAUUAUUAGACGAAGUUCCAGUUCCCUCCAGCCUUUACCAAAGAAAGUGAAGCAUUCCCAUAAAAAUAACAACAUAAACUUUAUGAUCACAACACCUAAGAACCCUCCGGCAAGGAAGUACAAUAAUCCAAAGAACUCUUCUACUUGA